AUGGAUAAAAUCGAUUAUUCACAAGUUCGAUUUUCCUUUAUUGGAACAAGAAAACAUCUUUUUAAAGAUAAGAAGUAUUAUGUUUAUGUUUUUGAUGAUUCCUUAUUAAUGGGGAUUAUUCCAAACUCAUAAAACCCUAAAUACAAAAUCAGAUUAGAAAUCAACAUUAAAUUUAGAUGGACAUUAAAAAAAACUAAGCAAGGUUGGAUUAUAGAAAGCUUUUAUUUUCCUUAUAAAAAAAGUGCAAAACCAUUAUUUGGGAGUAAUGAUGAUCUGUAAAGAUUAAAAGAAUUUACAAAUCUUAAAGUAACCUUUGAAAAUAUGAAUUCGAUUUACUAAUAAUUUUAAUUAAUAGGGCAAGGGAGCACUGGAAAAGUAUUCAGUGCAGUACAUACAAUAGAAUAAAAGAUUUAUGCAAUAAAAUCAAUUCCAAAAAAAUAGCUGAAAUCACAGUUAGACUAAAAUUAAGCAGCUUUUAAGAUGGAGGUAUCUAUUUUAAAAUUAUUGGCCAAAUAUCCUGAUAAUUUUAUAACCUUAAAAGAAAUCUAUGAAGGAGAAGAUAUGCAAUGUUUAGUCACAGCCUUUUUAGAAGGCCCUAAUCUUAUUGAAGAAUUUGAAAGAUUGAAAACAACAAAUUAAAAUAGAUUUUCAAGCAUAGAAGUAAAGAUCAUUUUGAAGAAAUUAUUAAUCAAUCUUGCAACUCUUCAUUCACAUAAAAUAAUACAUAGAGACUUAAAACCAGAAAAUCUGAUGUUUAAAGUAGAAGGAGAUAAUUCCUCUUUGAUUCUAGUAGACUUUGGGUUGGCAACAUAUGAAUCUUUUGAAAUGUUGUUUUACCCAAAGUGUGGAACACCUGGUUAUGUGGCACCAGAGAUAUUUAAUGUAAAGACUGCUAACUAAUAUUCAACUAAAGUGGAUAUAUUUAGUUGUGGAUGUAUCUUUUAUAAACUUUUGACUGGAAAGAAUGUUUUCAAAGGGGAAACCUUUGAUGAAGUACUUAAAAACAACAGAAAAGGAUAAAUUGAUUUCAAUCUUCGUAUAGACUAAGAUUAUAUCACUGAAUAUUCACUUGUAUUUUCUGGUAUUAUUUAGAAUCUUUUACAAAAAAUGUUAUUGAAGAAUCCAAUAAAUAGAAUAAGUGCUUUUGAUGCCUUAAAUCAUCCUUAUUUUAGAGAUGUCGAUAAUAAUAUUCAUCCAUCAUUAAGAUCACUAUAAUUUAAUGAAGAAAUGUGUGAAGAUGAAGAAGUUAAUAAUGAAAAAAGUGAGGAAGAAGAUAAAAAUAAUAUUUAAAUGCCUAAAAUUAAUAGAAAAUGCUAAUUGAUAUGGAAUUUAACAUUCUUUCAAUAAAAUUCCUAGAAAACAGUUUUUGAUUCUCGUUAAUUGAUUGAAUACGAUCCUCUUUCUGGAUCGAAAUAUGCUAAGAUAACUUCAUGUCCUUUGGUCUCCGAAGUAUUAGAAUGA
Molecule: messenger RNA, 1461 nt
Organism: Paramecium tetraurelia
Lineage: Eukaryota; Ciliophora; Oligohymenophorea; Peniculida; Parameciidae
Exons: 7
Biological process (GO): mitotic DNA damage checkpoint signaling; protein phosphorylation
Cellular component (GO): nucleus; cytoplasm
Molecular function (GO): protein serine/threonine kinase activity; ATP binding
Source: RefSeq, a predicted model, not a curated record